Molecule: messenger RNA, 4090 nt
Organism: Pipra filicauda (Wire-tailed manakin)
Lineage: Eukaryota; Metazoa; Chordata; Aves; Passeriformes; Pipridae
Gene: MRS2
Product: magnesium transporter MRS2
Exons: 12
Coding region: 1-1620 (539 amino acids)
Biological process (GO): mitochondrial magnesium ion transmembrane transport
Cellular component (GO): mitochondrial inner membrane
Molecular function (GO): magnesium ion transmembrane transporter activity
Source: RefSeq, a predicted model, not a curated record
AUGCGGCAGGGAAAAUCCCAGCCGCGGGAAGGAAAAUCCCGGCUACAGCGAGGUGUGCUCGCGUUAUCGAGGGCUGCUGGAGCGCGCCAACAGGCGGAACAGGAUACUUUAGGUAAAUGCAGCAGCGGGUCGCUGGUACUCGGCGCCCGUCACCGGCUCCGCCCCCAGCCGGCGAUCCCGGAGCCGGCCCCGCUCCUCCCCGGCUGCGCAACGGUGACCCGUCACCCCGCGGGCUCCGCCCUCGCCGCGGUUGCGCGCUGGGAGCGGAGCGGUGCGGGGCCGAUGCUGCGGGGGGCCGCGCUGCUGCCCCGCGCCCUGGGCGGCGGCUGCUGCUGCGGGACCCGCGGCUGGGCGGGCGCGGCGGGCGGCGGGUCCCUCCCGCGGGCCGCCCCGGGGCUGCCGCCGGGCCGCGCCUGGGACAAGGACCGGCCCGCGGCGGUGGCGGCGGUGCCGCCGGGCGCCCGCGGGCUGCGCUGGGCCGGUAAACUAUGCCAACAUGCCCCCACAGAGACCUCCCAGGCCACCCUAGCCAGCGUAUCUCCUGUUUUUGCAGUGAUGAAGUUUGACAAAGAGGGAAAUACUACCUAUUUUGAAAAGAAGAAGACAGAAUUGUACCAGGAAUUGGGUCUUCAAGCACGAGAUCUAAGAUUUCAGCACGUAAUGAGCAUUGCAACUAGGAACAACAGAAUCAUCAUGAGAAUGGAGUUCUUGAAGGCUGUCAUAACACCAGAGUUUCUGCUGAUACUAGAUUAUCGUAAUUUGAGUCUGGAACACUGGCUCCUCAGUCAACUAGCAUCUCAGCUGGCUGGGGAAGGUCAACUAGUUACAUAUUCUCUACCCUUUGAAUUCCGAGCCAUAGAAGCAAUCCUGCAGUACUGGAUCAGCAAACUGCAGGGGAGACUUAACACUUUGCAGCCUCAGAUCCUUGAGACACUGGAAGCUCUAGUGGACCCCAAGCUUUUAUCUGUGGAUAGGAGUAAACUACACAUUCUCCUGCAGAAUGGCAAGAGCUUGUCAGAACUGGAAACAGAUCUUAAAGUUUUCAAAGAAACAAUUCUGGAGAUCUUAGAUGAAGAAGAAUUAAUAGAAGAGCUCUGUCUAUCUAAAUGGACUGAUCCACAAGUAUUUGAGGAGAGUAUGUCGGGGAUUGACCAUGCAGAGGAAAUGGAGCUACUGUUGGAGAAUUACUACAGACAAGCAGAAGAUCUUGCAAAUGAAGCUCGUGAACUCAGAGUACUGAUUGACGACUCAGAAAGCAUCAUCUUUAUCAACCUGGACAGCCACCGUAAUGUGAUGAUGAGGCUGAACUUGCAGCUGACUAUGGGGACUUUCUCCGUCUCUCUCUUUGGCCUCAUAGGAGUUGCAUUUGGUAUGAACCUGGAGUCGUCUCUUGAAGAGGACCCCAGGAUAUUUUGGCUGGUGACGGGGAUUAUGUUUCUGGGAAGUGGUCUGAUAUGGCGACGCUUACUUUCCUUCCUUGGGCGGCACCUAGAACCUCCACUACCUCCUCACGUUUCUGCAGUUUUGAAAAAAUCCCAAUCAUCGGCUGGAAGAGUGGAGAUAAAGAACAGCCUUAAAGCUGAAACAUUUGGGCUGAGCAGAACAUUACCAAACCAAUAGGAACAUAAGGAAUUAAGAGACUUCUGUUGUUACAGGGUGGACUUUGGACAUUUCCUUGCACUCGUUCUUCCUUACUGAAAACUACAAGAAUUUCUAAACUUACUAAUUUAAAAUAUAUUUUGUGCCAAAAAAAGUACAGUGAGAUUUUUAAUUCUUACACGUGAAAGGAGAGGAACACCAGGGAAAACAGCAACGUGCUUUACACAGUAGUCUAAUCUCCACUCCAUGUGUGUUCCACUAGUUUUCUGUAUCACAUACAUAUUGGGCAUUCUCAUUUUAUGUGUUUCUGUCAAAUACUUCUUUGCUUAAUGGCCCUUCUUAGAGAGAACAGAAUUUUUUGCUUAAAGGAUGACAGCAGUCAGCAUUCAUCAAGUAUUCUGGGUUCUGAGCUGCAGAUUAAGGAAUCAGACUUCAAAUGUCAAAGAAAAAUCCACCCCAAGAGGGAUUUUUAAAUGGAUUUUUAAGGCCCUAUUUAAUUGCAGAGAACAGAUUUUCCAAAGCAAAAAGCAUACAUCUUUUCAUCUUUUGUGAAGCAUGACUACUGAAUUGGCAGCAACCAGAAAUAAUAGUUUCCCUUAUUUUACAUGAGCAAUAACAGGCUUUGAAAUGUAGCUACAUAUCUUGGUUAUUCCCUAACAAUUAAUUUAGGCCCAAAACAUGCAGUUUUAGGAACAGGGAAAGCAGACUUAUGGAUAAUGCCCACUUGUGUUUGCCACCUGAUAAUAUUUCAACCAUGCAUUGAUACAGCUGCAGUUUAACAACUCCUUCUGUUGUCACGAGGACUGAUUCAAAUUCUGCUAAAAAUCAACAGAUGGGUUGUUAGUUUCUGCUAACUGGCCUAUGCUCUCUCUCUUCUCUCCAAGACAAAUGAUGGACUAGCUUGCACCACAGUAAGUAGCCAGGUUAGUAAAGGGUGUGGAAGCCUGGUAUCCUGUGAUGGACUGAAGGAAGGAAUAGAAGCCUUAUGCCCACUGUUUGUGUUUUUUCUUAGCACUUUUCUCUGAGGGCAUAUUUCUCCACUGGUUUCUCUCAGUCCAUAGAGGGAGCAUGAAAUCCUUUUAAAGGAAGUAAUAAACUGCCCAUUUCUUGUUUAGGUUUUUUUAACCUUGCUGUAACAGUGAGCAGCUCCUUAGGUGCCACCAGAUAAGUCACUGUACUGGCAGGAGUUGGAAAAACAAUAACUGUAGCUGUGAACAUUUUUACUUGGGACUAAUGAGUCAAAGAUGAAAAUAAAAAGGUACAUAAAGUUGUGCAAGCCUGUGAUGCUAGUUUGAUUAAAAUCGGUUGUAUGUAAUUAUUUUCAAACAGUUCUUUCUCUGUAUGUGACUUUCAAUGACAGAUACAAAAGGCACAAGUAGGUGAGAAAGUUAAUGGGGUUUGUAAUGUUUUUGAGUUUUUUAGCUGAAUUUUUUUGCAGUCUUUUGGCUUAGCGGGUGAAGCUGUAAAAACGCUCUAAACUGAACAAUCCAGUAGAAGAACCAAGGGCUCAUAUACCUUGGCUGACAGUUCAGUGUGUGAAAAGGCAUGGAUGCUGAUGUUUUCAACCAAGUUGUAGUUGCAUGAGGCCAGAACUGAAAUAUGUGGGUGCAGCUGUUUGAGAAGCUUUCACAUAAGCUUUUGUGCAGAGAGGUUUCUGUGAACUCCUUUUGACUCCUUUUCCUGUACAUAACUGACUUAAAGCACAAUAAAAGCACAGAGAGAAAGACAGGUCUUUUACAAGACUGCCUUUUCUCUCUACAGACAUAUGCAAAUGUUUAAUGUUUUUCUUAUAAUUCAAGUAAUCAAAAUGCAGUCAGAUGCAGUAAAAUUAAUUACUUUGAGAUCAUACAUAGGAAAAACAAAAGCCAGUGGAAGGUGUAUGUUCAGAAUGGAAUUGCUACAGAACAUACUGGUUUCAUCAGUUUUCAUUUAAAAAGGAAAACUCUAUUCUGCCACCCUUACAAGUGCACUGCUUGUUUUGCCUCACACCACAUUUCACAGAUUUAUAAGGUAAGUACUGUGCUCCCAGUCCUGUCCAUUAACUUCUUUCAUGAAGUUCAAAGUUUAAUUUUUAUAAAGUGUUUUGCUGUUUGGGCAAAUCCACAAAAUAGAUGUCAGAAUGCAUUAUACAUUAAGCUGAUGUUCACCUUGCCUUUUUUUGAUUUGCUUAAAGCAACAUCCCUGAGAAAGAAUUCAUAAGAAAGGUAGGUUGUUUCAUUUUGGAGUACGACCUUUAGAAUUCUGUGCUAUUCCACCAACUUGUGUUAUUUAUAAUAAAAAUAAUGCUUUGCAUUUGUGAAGGAGGCAAGAGAGAGAAAGUACAUACACAUAUGUGACUAUGGACUAGGGUUGGUAAUAAUAGUAUCAUCACAUUUUGCUGUUCAAGUUGUUUAAUAGAUAAUGCAUGCUCUUGUUAAACCUGCAACAUACAAAACUAAUGUUAAUAGUUGAAGACAAUACUGUUAACAAUAAAAGCAGUUAACAAUUCUGA